Molecule: messenger RNA, 1521 nt
Organism: Cyanidioschyzon merolae strain 10D
Lineage: Eukaryota; Rhodophyta; Bangiophyceae; Cyanidiales; Cyanidiaceae
Exons: 1
Coding region: 1-1521 (506 amino acids)
Source: RefSeq, a predicted model, not a curated record
AUGGCAGCAUCCAUUUACCCUCUAGUCGUGAAAUCCUUCUGUUCCGAUAACCACGCCUGCUGUUUUGUGCCGCAACAGGCGAGAGUUUCAACCUGGAUGGAUACCGGUACGAAAAAGACUCAGGCAACUGCGUUCUUGAGCGUUUCUAGUUUUGUUGCAGGUAAAACGCUCGCACAGCCGAGACUACGUAGGCUGCUUCACGGCGGACGAGGCCUUUCUUUCAGAGUACACCAACGCCCAAGUCGAGUCUGGACACUUGUAGCCUCGCUCGAGCAGCGCGAGUCGGGUCGUAAGCUAGAUUCCGCUACAGAGGCUGUCCAGAAGCUGUACAACGCAUACCCGUUUCCGCCGGAUCCGCCUACGAGCGGGGCUCCACCAGGCUAUAACUGGCGCUGGCACUACCCCACGGCGUACGCUUUUUGUGCCAAGGGUCGCGUUCCAGCGACAACGAAAGUUCGUAUUCUGGACGCCGGCUGUGGAACCGGCUGCGGCACGGAGUAUCUGGUUCACUUGAACCCGCAGGCAGAAGUGGUUGCUUUUGACCUGUCGCCGACAGCCCUGGCGACUGCACGUGAGCGCCUCGAGCUGUCGGUCCCCGAUGCCCGGCAUCGCACCAGCCUGUACUGCAAGUCCAUUUUCGAUCUCGAGGACGGAGAAAUAAGCGGUCGAUUUGACAUGAUCAAUUGUGUCGGCGUGAUUCAUCAUACACCAGACCCAGCCAGAGCGCUGCAGAUGCUGGCGGGAAAACUAGCCCCCGGUGGCAUCCUGCAUGUUUUCGUCUACGCCGAGGCAGGUCGGUGGGAAAUUCGUCGGAUGCAGGCAGCGAUUGCCCUGAUCCAAGAGGCUACCGGCAGCAAAGGGGAUUAUAAAAAGGGAGUCGCCCUCGGUCGGGCACUCUUUAGGGCGCUUCCGGACGAGAAUCGCUUAAAGAAACGAGAGAAUGAGCGAUGGGCACACGACAACCGCUCCGAUGCCACAUUCGCGGAUAUGUAUGUCCAUCCAUUGGAACACGACUUCGAUGUACCGUCCGUCUUGGCGUUGGCGGAGAAAAGCGGUCUGCGAUUCCUGGGCUGGUCGAAUGCUCGAAACUUUGAUCUAGACCACUUGCUGGGGAACGAUCCCGAGGUACGUCAGCUUGUUCAGGGGCUCAGCGACGCGGAGCGGUGGAGAUUGGUGGAACUUCUCGAUCCCGAGCGCAUCACGCACUUUGAGUUCUUCCUAGCGCGCGACCCGUUUCCCUCGACAGAGCCCACGGAUGAUGAAAUCGCUGCCAGCAUUCCCGAAUGGAGCGAAUGCGCGUACGGCGCCCCGUCUGAACUUGUCCUCGAUCGCGAUUAUAGGCCGGUGUCGCUGAGCGCGGCACAAGUCGCCUUUGCAAAGCAGAUGGUCGCUGACGCUUCGUCAGGUGGGGCACUGUCGAAUCGGCGAAGAACUCGUGAACUCAUGGAGGCGAGUGGGUGCACUUUAGACCAAGUUCGCAUGCUCAUACGAGCUGGCCUGGUGCACAUCCGCGCACCCUAG